Ficedula albicollis (Collared flycatcher) is the source of this 839-nucleotide messenger RNA. RefSeq names its product forkhead box protein J1-like. The transcript is spliced from 3 exons. Gene Ontology annotation, molecular function: DNA-binding transcription factor activity; sequence-specific DNA binding. NCBI's taxonomy places the organism in Eukaryota, Metazoa, Chordata, Aves, Passeriformes, Muscicapidae. The record is from RefSeq and is a predicted model, not a curated record. Gene Ontology annotation, biological process: regulation of DNA-templated transcription. The annotation marks the transcript as partial.
ACCUGCUGUGGCUGGCCAACCUCACGGGCGCGCACAUCGGCCUGGCCCCGAUCUCGCAGGACCCCGAGGAUCGCUGCAGCAUCUGGGAGAACCUGGUGAGCCUGGUGGAUUUUCAGUGCCCAGGCUUCCCGCUGACCGCCGAGGAGCUCUGCCACUACAUCGACAUUCCCCCCUCGCCCGCGUCCUCCGCCGCCCUGCCCCUGUCCCCUCCCCUCCCCGGCGACACCGACUACAAGAACAACGCGCACCUCAAGCCGCCCUACUCCUACGCCACCCUCAUCUGCAUGGCCAUGGAGGCCAGCGAGGAGCCCAAGCUCACCCUGGCUGCCAUCUGCAAGUGGAUCAGUGACAACUUCUGCUAUUUCCGCCGCGCUCAUCCCACCUGGCAGAGCUCCAUCCGGCACAACCUGUGCAUCAACAAGCGCUUCGUCAAGGUGCCCCGGGAGAAGGGGGAGCCGGGCAGAGGCGCCUUUUGGAAGCUGCACCCCCAGUACGCCGAGUGGCUGAGGAGCGGCACCCCCAAAGGGCGCGGGACGCCCCCGGAGCGCGUCCCGCUGCCGCCUCAGCCCGGAGCGCUGCCCCUGCACCCAGCCAGGCCGCGGGGGCAGCACCUGGGCUGGCCACAAGAGCCGCUCCUGCCUAAACCCAGCCCCACCAAGCCGGGCUCGGAUGAAACCCUGAUGGCCACGGCGUUCCUGGAGGCGGCCUGGCCGGAGGAGAGCGGGGGGAGCCUCCCCAGCUGCGUCCCCGCCCAGCAGGGCGCUGCCAACACCCCGGCCGCCCUGCCCGCCGGGCAGGGCAUGGACUGGGACCCUCUGGCCCACCUAAACCUCUAUUAG